This is a messenger RNA of Protopterus annectens (West African lungfish), 544 nucleotides long. Its product is annotated as mitochondrial intermediate peptidase-like. Gene Ontology annotation, biological process: proteolysis. The transcript is spliced from 4 exons. Lineage: Eukaryota; Metazoa; Chordata; Ceratodontiformes; Protopteridae. The record is from RefSeq and is a predicted model, not a curated record. Gene Ontology annotation, molecular function: metalloendopeptidase activity. Bases 181 to 411 code for a protein of 76 amino acids.
GUCUUCUACUCUGUUUUGGACCAAGCUUACCAUGCAGUGCAUCCUUUAGGCAAAUCAACAACAGAAAUACUCAAGGAAACACAGAAAAUUUUUUAUGGUUUGCCAUACAUACAGAAUACUGCUUGGCAGUUGAGGUUUAGCCACCUUGUGGGAUACGGUGCUAAGUAUUACUCCUAUCUCAUGUCUAGAGCAGUCGCAACCAUGGUCUGGAAACAGUGUUUCAUGAAGAAUCCAUUUGACAGGAUUAUGGGUGAGCGUUACCGCAGGGAGAUGCUUGGACAUGGUGGUGGAAAAGAACCUAUGCUGAUGGUAAAAGGUAUGUUGCAGAAGUGUCCCACAACAGAAGACUUUGUAGAUGCAUUGGUCUUGGAUCUUGAUCCAGAUUUUGAAUCUUUUUUUAUGGACUCAUAAUAGUUGUGGAGAUCAAGUGAUUCACUCCUACCCUCACUGUGCAAGUUAUAUAUUAUUUGGAUAUGUUAAUAUUCUGUAAAUUGUAUAGCCACAAUAUUUUUUCUGAAUAAAGUAUACUUUGUUCAGCAGUUAA